Messenger RNA from Pyrus x bretschneideri (Chinese white pear), 388 nucleotides. RefSeq names its product ADP,ATP carrier protein 1, mitochondrial-like. The transcript has a single exon. The coding region runs from base 16 to 357 and encodes 113 amino acids. The record is from RefSeq and is a predicted model, not a curated record. Gene Ontology annotation, cellular component: mitochondrial inner membrane. Gene Ontology annotation, biological process: mitochondrial ADP transmembrane transport; mitochondrial ATP transmembrane transport. Lineage: Eukaryota; Viridiplantae; Streptophyta; Magnoliopsida; Rosales; Rosaceae. Gene Ontology annotation, molecular function: ATP:ADP antiporter activity.
UGACACGCUGCUGUUAUGUUUGGAAAACUACAGGACAGUUUCUUCGCUAGCUUUGCCCUCAGUUGGCUCAUAACCAAUGGUGCUCGUCUUGCUUCCUACCCAAUUGACACUGUCCGCAGAAGAAUGAUGAUGACCUCCGGUGAAGCCGUCAAGUACAGGAGUUCCCUGGAUGCCUUCCAACAAAUCUUGAAGAACGAGGGUGCCAAGUCUCUCUUCAAGGGUGCUGGUGCUAACAUCCUCCGUGCCAUUGCUGGUGCUGGUGUCCUGUCUGGUUAUGACAAGCUACAGCUGCUUGUGUUCGGCAAGAAGUACGGAUCUGGUCCGGUUAAGAAUACUUUUCCUCCCAAGGCCAGAUAGCUUUUAGAUGGUGAUGAAAAUAUUUUUUGAG